AUGAGCAGCGAAGACGAGGAAUUUGUGGUCGAAGGCCCCGAGUUGGCAGCGGACGACCCGAUGCGCGCGUUCCUACCAGCGUCAUUUGGGAAAAAGACUAAGGAAGCCAACAUCGCCGCCCAGAUCGAUCGGAGCCGGAGAGUGGCAGAAAAGCCCUCGGCAGGAACUUCCUUUGAGGGAUCCGCAGGUCCGCCAAAAGGUGAUCACCAAGACAAGAAGUCCGACUCAAACAAUGACAGUGACAGCGACGACUCGGACUCGGACGACUCCGAAGAUGGCGACGACUACCCAGUUUCGCACGAAUUGGUUUUGAAAACCCAUGAAAGAGCGGUCACCACAGUCACGCUGGACCCAGCAGGCGGAAGACUCGUGUCAGCGUCGCUUGACUGCAAAAUCAACCUGCACGACUUCGCGUCCAUGACACCGAGUACUCUCAGAGCAUUUCGAAGCGUUGAUCCAUGGGAAACGAAAUCCUCUUCCGCGAACGCCGAGUCCCACCCGAUUCACCACGUCGAAUUCAACCCCCUAGCUGGCAGCGUGUUUCUCUGCGUAUCGGCCCAUCCACAGGCAAAGAUUAUGUCGAGGGACGGCGACGUUGUGACGGAGUUUGUCAAAGGCGACAUGUACCUACGGGACAUGAACAACACCAAGGGCCACAUCUCAGAAGUAACCACGGGAACUUGGCACCCGGCCGACAAGAACCUGUGUGUGACUGCGGGUACCGACAGCACGCUGAGAAUCUGGGAUAUCAACAAUAAGCGCAGUCAGAGGGACGUGAUUGUCUUCAAGUCCAAGGCGGCAGGUUCUGCUGGUCGAACGAGAAUGACUGCGGUUGCCUGGGGCGCGCCGGCGCAAGGUGGCAGCAACGUGUUGGUCGCGGCGGCUUUAGACGGCUCGCUGGUCAUGUAUAGCGGCAACAGUCCGUUUUCUCGGCCCACAGCUGAAAUCAGAGAUGCCCACAAAGCCGAUACCUGGACUGGAGGGGUGGACAUCUCAUCCGACGGUCGCAUGGUCGUCACCCGCGGAGGCGACAAUACGAUCAAACUGUGGGACACGCGAAAGUUCAAGACGCCUCUUGUCACGGUGGACCAUCUCUCGACAUCAGAUCACUUUCCGAUGAGCAGUAUCAGAUACUCGCCAAACUCGACAAGCAUUUUGACAGGUUCCGCAACGGGCGACCUGCACAUUCUGAAUCCUGGAAAUCUGAGAGCCGAGCAUGUGACACAAAUCACUCCAGGAGCACCUCUCAUCACUGUUGAUUGGCAUCCCAAGAUUAACCAGAUUAUCACGGGAUCUGCGAAUGGUGAGACACAUGUGCUUUACAGCCCAACAAUGUCGAUGCGGGGUGCCGUGGAGGUCAUGUCCCGAGCGCCGAAGAAGCGGCACAUUGACGACGACCCAUCUCGAACGACGGACAUGACGGCAGGCAUGUCUGGAGAUGCCAUCAUCACUCCAGGGAGCGCAAUGGCUGGCCGGAGAAAUGCGGGAGUUACGGCUUCGGGCAAGUCCAAAGAUCCCAGAAGACCGGCGGUCUUGGAGCAAACACCAUUUAUGAGGAGCCAGCCGGACGAAAAGCAUAUUGCAGAGAAUAUCCCUCUGGCAAAAAUGCUUCACGAAGAUCCCAGAGAGGCACUGCUGAAAUAUGCCGAUGCUGCGCAAAAAGACCCAAUGUUUACUGCUGCGUGGCAGAAAACACAACCUGUUACUCAGUACGCGGAUGUGAGCGAUGACGAAGGGGAGCCGGACAAGAAAAAGGUCAAGCGGUGA
Messenger RNA from Colletotrichum orchidophilum, 1767 nucleotides. Its product is annotated as WD repeat domain-containing protein. Lineage: Eukaryota; Fungi; Ascomycota; Sordariomycetes; Glomerellales; Glomerellaceae. Gene Ontology annotation, molecular function: protein binding. Gene Ontology annotation, cellular component: site of double-strand break; nucleus. The transcript has a single exon. Gene Ontology annotation, biological process: regulation of DNA double-strand break processing. The record is from RefSeq and is a predicted model, not a curated record. The coding region runs from base 1 to 1767 and encodes 588 amino acids.